AUGAUCGAGGAAAAGUUCCAACGUAUGGACGAACUUUGCAACCGGAUGGAGCUCGUUACUUCGAGCUUGGCGGGAUUCGUAGAGACAGGGCCCUUAUCGCAUGCAACGACAGUUACAUCCGUGGAGACCAACAAAGCCGAAGCACUCCCAAAUACCGACUCAGAACAGGAAAGGAUACCAGUACGCACUCAUGUCGAGGAGCUCGAUCUAGAGGCCUUCGCAACUGCAGGAACCACUCUGAUGGAUCACAUCAUGGCAUCAGAUUCAUCGGGCCGGCAAAGGUUUAUUGGUGGUUCUAUCAACAUGGAUAUGAUCGAGGCUAUGAACAUGGCAUCCCCAAUAGCCACCCUAUCCUCAACUGAUCACCCGAAUCGGACCAAAACUCAGAAGGAGCUCGAGUUACCAUGGUUUGCCAAAAAUGGCAGCUGGCCCAAGUUUCCAUACCUACCACGGAUACAGGAUUUGCCAUUUCCCCAAAAGCACAUUUCGGAUCUUCUGAUCAACACAUAUUUCGAUCGCUUGAAUUCAGUCUUUCCCUUGCUCUUCAGACCGGACUUUUUGAGGCGGUAUCAAGCGACUACGCUUGCGCGCGACGCCGAGUCGAGCAUGGAUUUAGGCUUCUUGAGUAUCAUGUUUGCGGUGUUUGCGUGUGGCUCCGGCCUCAUGCCUCGUGAACCAGGAGCAAGCUCAACCUUCACCGGCUUGAGGUACUAUGAGGCCGCGCUUGCCCUGAAUAUGGCAUCCACUGGGCAUGGCUUUCUAGAGCAGGUGCAGUGUCUUGGGUUGCUUUCGCUCUGUACAGCUGGCUGGAAUACGUUAGCGCAGAGUUGGAAGUUCGCAGGAUCUGCGGUCAGAGCAGCUCAGGAUCUUGGAUUACAUCGCGCUAGGGGAGAUUCCAGCAAGGCCAUAAGACAGGCGGAGGUAGAAUGUCGGGUCUGGUGGUGCGUCUACAGCAUCGACCGGCUGCUUUCUUUGUGCCUCGGCCGACCAUCCGCUGCUGAUGACCAAGACUGCGACUGCAGAUACCCUAUGAAAAUUGAUGACACAGAACUCGAGCGCAGCUUUGAUUCCCACUUACCUGGCACAUCCUCGCUGGUGGACGGCAGAACAGGUGGGCGUGAUAUGUCAGAAUUCGCAACACUGAUUGGUCUAUGCCAGCUCGCUGGCAGUAUCAAUCGUGCAGUGAACCCAAUUAGAGCUCGCUCUCGAGCCAGGCAAGUUGGCUCGCCUGCAGCUGAGGGUUCACUACGGAAAGAGAUAUCAUUACUCGACCAGGGUCUGAGCUCCUGGGUCGACCGGCUGGCCAAGUUGUCACCCCGCAUGCAGGGGUUGAAUCGAUUUCACCACCCCAACAGUGCCCUCAGUAUCAUGUGUUAUAUUUUGCACGCGAGUUGUGUUAUAACACUCUAUCGACCGCUAAUUACCAACACGCAAAAUCAAUCGCCUUUUUCAAAGCCGAGCAUUGCUCAACGUCAAUGUAUCGAUGCAGCCAGGAGUUGCAUUUUGAUCUGCGAGCAUCUGGAUGAGACUGUUGCCCCUUCUCACUACCUGGCUUUCGGAGCACACUACCUCAUGCUCAGCGGAAUAAUUCUGUAUGCUGCUGUCCCUCAUGCAAAAUGUGUGCUGACCAACGCCCAUAGAUUACGUCUCUCUGGGCCAGAUGAUACGACGGUACUGGAAGAUGUCCAAAAAUGCUUGCAGUAUCUCAAGAGAAUAGAAGAAGUUUGGACAGGCGUUCAUCGAAGUCGCAUCAUCCUGGAAGAGAUCUACUCCGCCUUCAUUGGCCCGCAAAGGCAGAAGGAGGGGAUCAAGCGCCCACUGGACGAGCUCAGCACGGACGACUCGGACGUCACGGCGAGGCUAUUGGAAGCAUUCAAUCAGGAAGAUUUCAAUGAAUUCCUGGAUGGGAGCUUCUACCAAUACUAG
Molecule: messenger RNA, 1926 nt
Organism: Cyphellophora europaea CBS 101466
Lineage: Eukaryota; Fungi; Ascomycota; Eurotiomycetes; Chaetothyriales; Cyphellophoraceae
Exons: 4
Coding region: 1-1926 (641 amino acids)
Biological process (GO): DNA-templated transcription
Molecular function (GO): zinc ion binding; DNA binding
Source: RefSeq, a predicted model, not a curated record